Messenger RNA from Bradysia coprophila, 693 nucleotides. RefSeq lists its product as uncharacterized. The record is from RefSeq and is a predicted model, not a curated record. Lineage: Eukaryota; Metazoa; Arthropoda; Insecta; Diptera; Sciaridae.
AUUGAUUUCAUUUAGAGUAUAAAAGUGUUUGGGUCAGGAACAAGGUCCGAAUUAUGAUCGAAUUACAGUCUAAAAUGUGGCGUAAUUCAUUGUUCACAUUAACUUUAGUGGUGGUUGCGAAUUGCAUAAGUUUAUCGUUCCUUCCAAAAUUAUGGACGUACAUGGACAUAGUAACAAUACAAAACACAAAAAACGGUGCCCUUGAAACUGAUUUCAAAACAAAACGAUUCAAUCGAACAACAUUGGUUCUGUGUGGUACAUUUACGAUUAAUGACGAUAUCCCUAACAUUGAUUACGACAUGACGUUUGCCUUUAGCCCACUGGGAAACAAUCAGUACACGUUGAUGCCAUACAUGUGGCGAAGAGAACCGCUGUGCGAUUUUUUCAACAAUUAUUUUCAGAAUUAUGUUCAAGCCGAAAUGGAAAAGGUUUCAGAUGUUCCGAAGGCUGUAAAAGAUCAACCAGUGUGUCCGCUGUACGUCAAAAAUACGUACACUAUUCGAGGGUAUUAUGUGCCUGAAGAUGUAUUUCCGCACUUUUUCCAACCUGGAUCGUACAAAUUAGAAAUCAAUUUCUAUAAAGUUAAUGUGGCGGAAAUCCACCAGACUUUGAUCGUCAUUAUCAAAUUGUAUUGAUAUUUUAACGUUUUGCGAAUUGAAUUAAUGUUUUAUCAAACAUAUUAUAAAGCAUCUA